Molecule: messenger RNA, 465 nt
Organism: Cyphellophora attinorum
Lineage: Eukaryota; Fungi; Ascomycota; Eurotiomycetes; Chaetothyriales; Cyphellophoraceae
Exons: 2
Coding region: 1-465 (154 amino acids)
Molecular function (GO): carbon-sulfur lyase activity
Source: RefSeq, a predicted model, not a curated record
AUGUCCACCCCACCAAAACCUGUAACAGCAUCCUGCCACUGCGGCGCCAUCACAGUCACCGUCCCUUAUAAACCCACCCGCAUCAACGAAUGCCAAUGCACCCUCUGUCGCCGCUAUGCCGCCGCCUGGGCGUACUACACUACCGCUGACGUGCAGAUCUCGCCUGCUCCCUCGCAUGAGGAGUCGGCGGCGAGUGGAGCGUAUAUCUGGGGUGAUAAACACCACGGCUUCCAUUUUUGCCGGAAGUGUGGCUGCGUCAUGUGUUGGUAUCCAUGCGAUGUGGUGGAGGGGAAGGUGGAUGCGAAGGAGGGGAAGCAAGUGGGCGUGAACACGCGGAUGAUGCGGCCGGAGGAUGUGAGAGAGGUGGAUCGGGAGGUGUUGUUUGAUGCGUUGAAGAUGACUUUGGGGAAGGACGUGCCGAAGGAGGAGAGGCAUGUGGAUGAUGGGGCUGUUUAUGAGGACUAG